Molecule: messenger RNA, 2419 nt
Organism: Limanda limanda (common dab)
Lineage: Eukaryota; Metazoa; Chordata; Actinopteri; Pleuronectiformes; Pleuronectidae
Product: patatin-like phospholipase domain-containing protein 2
Exons: 9
Coding region: 123-1412 (429 amino acids)
Biological process (GO): triglyceride catabolic process; lipid homeostasis
Cellular component (GO): lipid droplet; cytoplasm; membrane
Molecular function (GO): triacylglycerol lipase activity
Source: RefSeq, a predicted model, not a curated record
GAUAAGACAACAAAUAACAUGUGUGAAACCAAAUGCACCAGUUGAACUCCAGGCGGGUCAAACAGCAUGCCGGAUUAGGAGAUGCACUUCUGACGUUCCACUCCAUCUCCCUGGUUAUGUGAAUGGAGGCCUCAGAGAACACGCUCGGCUGGGAUGAGGAGUGGAACCUCUCGUUCGCAGGUUGUGGCUUCAGGAGUGUUUACCACCUGGGAGCCUCCAGCUGUAUCCUGGAGCGGGUACCCUGGCUUAUUCAUGGUGCUUCCAAAAUCUGUGGAGCUUCGUCUGGUUGCCUCGUCGCCGUAGCUCUGACUGUUGGGAUUCCAAUUGAACAAUUCUGUGUCCAUGUGAUGUCGAUGGCGAAAGAGGCCAGACAACAAACACUGGGCGUUUUCCACCCGACCUUCAGUCUGCUGCGGAGGGUGCAGGAGUCCCUGAUGGAGAAGCUCCCAGAGGACGCUCACCGUCGGGCCUCGGGGAAGCUCUGCGUGUCCCUCACCCGACUGGCUGAUGGGAAGAACGUUUUGGUGUCAGAAUUCGAGAGCAGAGAAGAACUCAUUCAGGUUCUCAUGUGCAGCUGCUUUUUCCCUGUUUACUGUGGUUUCACUCCACCUUCAUACCGUGGAGUGUACUACAUGGACGGAGCCCUGAGCAACAACAUGCCCCUGUUCGAGAACAGAAACACCAUCACCGUGGCCCCGUUCUCUGGCGAGAGCGACAUCUGCCCCAGGGAGGGAACUUUCAACUUCUUCGAUGUGCACUACGGCAACGUCAGCAUCCAGAUCAACACUGGCAACGUGCACCGCAUCUGUACAUCCUUCCUACCUCCAAGACUAGAGAAACUGGCAGAGAUCUGUCACAACGGCUACAUGGAUGCUCUUCGUUUCUUGAGAGAAAAAGAUCUGCUCGGGACACAAUGUCUUCCCUGCAGCUUGGUGUCAGACAUCGACACAGUCAAACCUACUUGUUGUGAGUUGUGGAAGAAAUUGGCUCAAGCGGACGAGUCCGAGAAGACUCAGCUGAACGGGUUGAAUCCUGCACCAGAGGAGGAUCACUGGCUUGACCAGAAAGUCAUAGAGAAUCUCCCGGAUGACAUCAAGAAAAGCCUGCGUGAGGUCUGCAGGGAGAGUCCUGGUGGUGUCGGUCCAUGGUCUCAGCUCACAGAGUUCCUUCCGGUCAAGUUGGUUUUGUAUCUGCUGACCUUCCUCAUGCUGCUGAUCGAGCUGAGCCUCUUACUCAUUAAAAGUGUGCUACAGUCAGGCUGUGCAGUCAUUUACAGACUGUUGACGUCGGCUACAGAUUUCUGCACUGAAGGAGACAACAACAACAACAACAACAACAACAGUGCGUCUCGAUGUCGGAACAGGUCCUCAAGCUCAGAUCUGACACCCGACAGGAGCAGACAAAAACAUUAAGCCACAAGUUUACAACAAAUCCCUUCCCUCUGUAAUCCCAACAGUAACCUCAACCUCCUGUCCCUCACCUCCACUUGCACAUGUUUUCUGACCUUCGAACAUCCAAUCUGACUAAAUGUGGCAAGGUGACUUUAAACCACAGAAGUAGAUACUCAUCACCCAUAAACCAGGCAGAAAAAAGCAUUGUCACUUAUUAUUUAUGUAACAUUAAUAGCUAGUUCCUGAUUACCUUGCUUUUGAGUGACCCCCAUUUUAAACAUGGUGAAUCAAUUCAUUCCAGACAUCAUUUCAUAUAUAAUGUUUUGUUACCAGUGAUUUCUGCCAACAUUUCACUGCCAAUGUUUUUUUUAAAGAAAGGUUAAAAAAUAACAUCUCACAAUAUUUUGUAUUAAAACAUUCAUAUAGGAUGAUAUUAGAAGUGUGUUAAGUGGGACACCAUAAUGAAAAAAUUAAAUUAUUAACAACCUAAAAAAAUAAAACUAAGUUCAGUUCUUUAAAUCUAAAGUUAUAAACUGUGUAAAUAAACUUAAUUUUAAUUUGUAAUUUUAACUGAUCUCGUGCUACCAAUUGAAGUAGUUAUUUCAAGUGCGGUCAACUAACGACCAAGAAAUAAUUUUUCUGUAUAUGUAGAUUUUUACAUUGUCUCUACCAUUACUGACAGUAACUCAAUUCAUUUCUCAUUGCUGCUGCCUUCAGCUAUAUCAGAUAUUUUUCUUAUCUACAAAUCCUUUUAACAUUGACACUUUCCACUAUGUUACAAACUGUUUCUCCUAUUCAAUGUUGUAAAUACUGUUUUUUUUUUGUGUUAAGUGUUCAGUUACAUGCACAACUAUAGCACUUCUGUCCAUCCUGAGAGGGGGGAUCCUCACAUGUGGCUCUCCAAGGAUUUUCGGUAGUUUUUUUCUUACUCUUGUUAAGGACAGAGGAUGUUGCACCUUGCUAAGCUCUGAGACAAAUUGUGAUUUGUAAAAAUGGGCCAUACAAAUAAAUUUGUAUUGAUGGUGUAA